This is a messenger RNA of Perognathus longimembris pacificus (Pacific pocket mouse), 2105 nucleotides long. It is a transcript of the gene Cdk20, whose product is annotated as cyclin dependent kinase 20. The transcript is spliced from 7 exons. The record is from RefSeq and is a predicted model, not a curated record. Gene Ontology annotation, molecular function: ATP binding; cyclin-dependent protein serine/threonine kinase activity; protein binding. Gene Ontology annotation, cellular component: nucleus. Lineage: Eukaryota; Metazoa; Chordata; Mammalia; Rodentia; Heteromyidae. Bases 56 to 1105 code for a protein of 349 amino acids. Gene Ontology annotation, biological process: protein phosphorylation.
GGGCGGGACAGAGGCGGCGCGGCGGCGACGUUGGCGUUGUCAGAUCCUUGGCAGGAUGGUUUCCCAGCUGGGAGUGGACGAGCUUCUGCACGUUUUCUCCUUCCUGGAGGCGCGGGACCUGCUGCAAGCCGCGCAGGUGAACACGGUCUGGAAUGAAGUUUCAAAGACCAAGGAACUGUGGAGGCAGCUGUGUCUGAGACGCUGGUCCUCCUGCAGAGCUUCUCAAAUGGUCCCUGGCACACAAACAUGGAAACAGUACUAUCUUUCCCGGUCUGAGCUGGAGUUUCGAGUGGAAUCUGGGCGGCCUGAGGACUUUGUCUGCAAAGCUAUUGCUGGACACACAGGACAGAUAGAUCAGCUGGCUUAUGUUUCGACCAAUGAGUACCGGUUUGACGGAAGGGAGAAGUCUGUGGUUUGCACUGUGUCUGCAGAUUGUACUGUGCGUGCCUGGGAUUUGCAUGAGGGCACAGAGAUUUGGUCUAGCCCUGUGCAGCCAGCUCCGCUGGUGAAUUUGGUCACCUAUCCUCAGCAGCAGCUAGUCAUCACUGUUGACACACAAGGAUUGAUCAAAGUAUGGAAAGCUGAGACUGGAUGUGAAGGGGCCUCCUUCUCCUUACUGACUUCCUGUGCUGCCAUGGAAGCCUAUGACCGGCCUGAGGAUCCCUUUCUGCUGGUAGUCUGUGCCGAAGGAAACCUCCGUACACUGAUGGUGCCUCAGCUGAAGGUUGUCUCCAAGGUGACCACUUUUCCCCAUGCCUCCUUGGGCUUUUCAGGUUCACCUGAUGGACAGUGGGUAUACGUAUUCCCACAGCAUUUGGACUUGGGCCCACAGGUCUUCUACAUUCAGUCUCUGCUGGACCCAUUGGAAGAUGAGCCUCCUGUCUCCACCAUCCUCCCUGUCAAUCUGGCUUCCAGGGCCUGCUGGGCCCCAGGGGAGGCAGCCAGGCUGAUUGUGAUGCACAGAAAUAGUGAUUGCACACAGAUGAUUGUCACUACCUUCGAGUUAAAGGCGGAGAAGUGCAGGGGUAGAACGAACACUCUGGGUAAGGUCCCCAUGCUGGCUGCAUUCUUCGGGUCGUCACCGUUGCACUACAGUGCUUCCUGAGCAGUUUCCUCACCUUUUCUUUUUCUUUAGGCCAUUUUUCUUCCCUCUCAUGGAAAUAUGUGCAAAAGUUCUUUGAUUUUAUGCACUGGUUCAGUGAUGAGCACUUGCUAAAUGUUGAGGAACCAUGUGUGCUUUGGGGAUUCAGUCAGUAAAUACUGUCCACCUCCACUCUCUUCCCCCUCCUUACUGAUCUUCAUGCCUUCUUUCAUUCCUGCUGCCCCAAGUAUGUUCAAAGACCCAGUUCUCAGCACUGAUGCAAAUGUGCUUGUGUAAAAGCUGGAACACUGCCUUCAAGGCAUUCCUAGUCCAGUAGAAAAACAAGAUCCACAACUCUUCCACUCUCCAUUAUUUCCUAAUCCUCACGUUAUCUGACAGGCCUUCUCUUUAGUCCUUAUCAUUUUUCCCUUUGUAUGUAUUCAUUUGUUCUCACAUCAUUUGACCAUAAAUUUUACUCUAAGCUUCCUGACAGCUGAGGAAAAAAAAAGGGAAAUGCGAUGUGUAAAAUACCCCUUGUCUGAUACAAGAAAACACAUGAAUUCUUCACAAGAGGUAAUUUUUUUUCCUGGUAUAAAUGAGUAGUGGUAUACAGUAUGAAGGUCAAUCUCUUCAAUAGUAGUUUUUGGCAGAUGUCAUAUAAUUUUCAUUAUAGCAGUUUCUUCUUUGGUGGUACUGGGGUUUGAAUUCAGGAGCCCUGAUCAGUGUGGCCAUUUCUUAUAUCAUCCUUAGAUGGGAAAGGGAAAAAGCCAGGCAGAGAGCCCGUUCUGUUUGUCAGACACUCUGCUAGUCACUUUAUAAGCCAGAUCCUUUGAAUUAUCACGCCUGCCUAUGAGUGCAGUAUCGUAGUCAGCAUUUAGUAGCUGAUGAAUUGGUAUUUAGUGAAUGCAUGGGGCAGGGUUGAGUACAGAUCUGGCUGUGAAGCCUUCACUCUUUGCAGUAUCACAUCAUCAUGGGUGAGGUAUAGGCCUGUUCCAGAGAAGCAAUCUGUGUGUUCUUAUCCCCA